Messenger RNA from Meira miltonrushii, 783 nucleotides. Its product is annotated as mitochondrial glyco protein. The transcript has a single exon. Bases 1 to 783 code for a protein of 260 amino acids. Gene Ontology annotation, cellular component: mitochondrial matrix. Lineage: Eukaryota; Fungi; Basidiomycota; Exobasidiomycetes; Exobasidiales; Brachybasidiaceae. Gene Ontology annotation, biological process: cytosolic ribosome assembly. The record is from RefSeq and is a predicted model, not a curated record.
AUGCAAACGGCUCGUAAUGCUCAGAGGAUCACCAUCUCAGCCAAUCAUCUAUCCAACCAAAAUUUACUCAAACGUUCAAAUCCAACAUUUUUUCGCCCAUUUCACUCUUCUAAACCUAUUUUAGGCGCAGGUGAAUCAGAUAUCGAACUCUCAACCCGUCUUGCUCAAGAGAUUGAAUAUGAAAGAGAAAAUAAUGUAAACCCAAACGAAAGUUCAAACGAACCUGCAUUUUUGACCAAUUUUCGUUCUCAAGGCAUUUGGAAAAUUGAAGAUCAACCUGGCUCGGAUGAGAUUGCACUUAUUCGUGAUUUCGGAAACGAACAUAUUCGUGUCCUUUUCAGCAUUGGCGAUAUUGGUGAAUCGGCCGAAGCUGAUGAAAUGGAAGAAAGUGAAGAUAUGAAUGAGACAAAGGAAGAAGAAGAAGAAACGCCUGCUUUUCCCGUCCGAUGUGCAAUCACGAUCUCCAAACAAUCUCAAGGCGCUUUAACCAUUGACGCACAAGCAAUUGACGGUAGCUUCACAAUCGAAAAUAUUAGCUUUUAUAAAGAUGCAAAAUUGGCAACCGAUCUUACAGCAGAGGCAGAUUGGGCUCGAAGAGGAUUGUAUAUCGGACCGCAAUUUGACACUUUAGAUCAGUCUGUACAAGAACAAUUUGAACACUUUUUGGAAGAACGAGGAAUUGCGACAGAAUUGGCAUUAUUUAUUCCAAACUUUGCCGAAUUUAAAGAACAAAGGGAAUAUUGCGCUUGGUUGGAAAAUGUGAAAGCAUUUGUGGACGCAUGA